This is a messenger RNA of Hyposmocoma kahamanoa, 1482 nucleotides long. It is a transcript of the gene G6P, whose product is annotated as glucose-6-phosphatase. NCBI's taxonomy places the organism in Eukaryota, Metazoa, Arthropoda, Insecta, Lepidoptera, Cosmopterigidae. Gene Ontology annotation, biological process: glucose 6-phosphate metabolic process; gluconeogenesis. The record is from RefSeq and is a predicted model, not a curated record. Bases 27 to 1121 code for a protein of 364 amino acids. The transcript has 7 exons. Gene Ontology annotation, cellular component: membrane. Gene Ontology annotation, molecular function: glucose-6-phosphatase activity.
CCGGCAAACGCUUGUUAUGGUCAAAAAUGGAACAACUUUACGCUGUGGGAAUCACUAUCAUUGAAUUCAUACAGGAUUGGUUUUCAGAUUCCGAAGGCUAUUUCGAAAUGGUGAACGACAUCUCCAAUCCCAAUCGAGUGAUGGAGUUUCUCUUCCCUAUUAUGUCUAUUGUGGACUCCGUAUUUGCUGCGCAAUUGUUGCUCUGUAUGGCAUUUGGAGGAUGGUUGAACAGUGUGCUUAAAUGGUGGCUUUUAGAAGAUAGACCGUACUGGUGGGUGAGAGAGACAGAUUUCUAUGACCAAUACGACAGACCCUCGCUCAGGCAGACGAGACAGACCUGUGAGACAGGGCCUGGGUGUCCAUCAGGCCAUAGCGAGACAACAGCUAUGUUAUUGGUCUUAGUUAUGUGCUGGGUGUCACAUAUUAUGAACGACAGAAAUUACUACGUGAGUUGGUGGAAGUUCCUAAUGUACCCCACGUGCGGUAUGGUGUUGGUCUCAGUGAUGCUGGCCCGCUUGUUUGUGGGAACGCAUUUCCCGCAUCAAGUAGUUCUGGGCGCGUUAGUUGGGGCUUUCCUAGCGCCGGCUCUCUGCAUCUACGUCUCGGACCCGUUCAUCUGGCAAUACGGCGCUUAUAAAACGCGCAGCGUAUCAAAUGCCGUAAAGUGGCACGUUUUGUCAGCUAUCUGCACAAUCGUAAUCAGUGUUGCCACGUAUUAUGGACUCAAGGUCUGCAGGUGGGACCCCAUGUGGACAGUGAAGUUGGCGUUUCGCUGGUGUGAGGCUCCAGAACACAUCCACGUGUCUACAACACCGAUGUACAACCUGGUGCAAGCCACUGGAUAUUUACUGGGCUGGGCGCUUUGGGUCACUCCGAAACUUGCUGAAUAUCGCCACUACACUGCAAACCGUUCCCUCCUUAUAGCAUCGUUUGCUGUCUGCUUAUUAACCUAUAUAUUAAACCAAAUUUCUAAUAAUAUAUGCAAAGGUAAUGCACUGUGGUACUACGCUAUGCAUUUCGUACUGUACGUUGUGAAACCGGGCUUAUAUUUACGACUUGUUCCCGAACUCGCUAUGUGGCCUUACCCCAAGGUUCAGUUACUUAAAAAUAAAAGUGAAUGAAAAUCAUACAGGUAGUAGUUAGUUAAAUAUUUCUCGGUUAUCUUAUUCCGCCGCUGCUGGGUAUUAAUAACAUGUGAUCCGGAUAGAUGUUCCAAAUGAAUAGAUUAAUAUUUACAUCUACCGCCCUUAGUUGAAAUGGCGCUUGUGACAAACUCAAAACUGAAAAAUAGUUAUUUGUUCUGCAAGGCUGCAAAGUUGUUUGACUUGAGUUCUUGUAUAGGUUUCAAUGAACAAGUGAAAGAGACGCAUAACAACUUUGCUGUCGAGAAACAUAUCUUUUCACCUCACUAUAGCGAGGAAAAUGGUAGAUGAAAGAAAAACAGUUGUCAAUUUAAUGUCAACAAUAAAAAGACUGUGGUGC